Messenger RNA from Rotaria sp. Silwood2, 4589 nucleotides. The record is from the annotation of a GenBank genome assembly. Lineage: Eukaryota; Metazoa; Rotifera; Eurotatoria; Philodinida; Philodinidae.
AUGUUAACAAACAUGAUGGUAGCAUUAACACAAGUUUCUAGAACAACUUGUGCUAUGUGUGAUCUGCGAACAAACUCAAUGCUAUGCAAUAUUUGCAAAUCGGAAACUCGUGACGACUUUUAUCUUCUAUUUCUGACGAGACUCAAGGACGAAUGUAAUGAUUAUUUUGGAUUGCAAGCGAAAUGUAUCGAUAUGCAUGAUGCAAUUGAUCAUUAUCAUGUACCUGAUACUUCCAUGGUGAUGUUCGAUGAAAACGUUCAUACAGUUGAUGAACAUGCGAAGGAACUUCUUGAAGAAAAUACCACCAUCUCGACCGAUGAAGUAGUUCCUGUUACGGUGGCGGGUGAUGGUGAUUGUUUAUUCCAUUCGCUGCAAACGUUUUAUCCGACGAUGUCGACAAAUGAAUUACGUGCUCGCUGUAUUGAUGAAUUAUGUACACACGAACAGUACUAUGAAACUAUAAAGACUGAAAUGGGCUUGGAUAUCGUUGAUGACGAGUCUGUUCAAAAUCAUGUAUUACGAAUUAUUAAUAAUCAAGAAUAUACCGGUGUACUAACAUUUGCGGCAUUGUCUACAGUUAUUGGACAACCGAUAGAAUCAAUAUAUCCUGGUGUCAAUGAGAAUGAUGCUUACAGUGAAGUAUUAAACACAGUUUUUAUUCCGCGAAAUAAACAGUUAUCAUCGUUCGAAACUCCAAUUCGUAUAAUGUGGUCAGGUCCCGAAAAGGAGGUGGAUCGAAUCUGGCGUCCCAAUCAUUUUACGCCCGUACUUUCUAUUCUUCAGUCGAAUUCUGCAAUCGAAACUACAACUCGUAUUGAAAGCAUGGAUGAUGAUGUUACAUAUGUUGAACCAAUGGAAGUGCUACCACAAACAGUUUUACGUACGAGUAGAUCAACAAUAACGUACACAAGUCAAAUGGACGAUGAAAAAGAAAAUAAUAUUGAAACAAAAAAUGUUUUCUCCGUGCUUGAGAAAAGACAGAUUUUUCUCGAAGCGCCUGCAAUUAUUCAACAUAUGAUUGAUGCUGUCAAAGAAGGAAAAGUAUUCGAACAGCCACCAAAAAUAACAACGCACGCAUCCAUAUUUACCGUAAAGCUAACUGAAGAAAAUCGAUUAUCUAUCGGAAAAGACGGUAAUGGAAUAUGGAAACAAAUGAGUUCUGCAAGAACUUUAUUUGUAUUCAAAGAACAAGAUAAAUAUCAGAUUGUACGUCGUGACGCUUCAGGAAAAUUAUAUUAUAACGAAAGGGUAGGAAAUCGAUAUAUCUCAUGUCCAAUAGAUCCAGAUCGAGUUAUUACAAUGCACCGACAUUAUGCUACAAAUUCAAGCAAUCCCUCGCUUCGUCGAAUGAUAGCUUAUGCGAGCCAAACGCUGGCAGAAGAUGAUUCGAAUAAACUGAAUCUGCCUAUCUUUUUACAGUAUGCGAUCUGUAACUAUGAUAACAUCGAAAGUCUACGACUGAAACCACAUGGUAAUGCGAAAAAAUCGGAUCGUCCAUUCACUUCCACCUUACCUUUCGUUCUCAAUCAGAUCAAAUCACAUCCGCGAUAUCUUAAACCUUCAACCAUCUACAAUGCAGCAAUUAAUAAUGUUGAAGAACUUUCCUUACCAUCGUUAACAACAGUUCGCGAUCGUAAUCAAGUAUACAAUGCGCGGCAAAAAAGUGAAUCCAAUGUAGACGAAUAUUUAGCUAUUAUGAGAAACCUAGAAAAGUCCAACAGCAUCGUGGCUCGUUUUUCGAUCAGUCGAGGAGAAGCGCCUGUGUUGGUGUUGUCACAACCAUAUAUGAUUAAAGAAUUAAAACGGUGCUGUAUCAAUCCUUCAGAUCAAACACAACCAUCAGUAUUAUGUAUUGAUACAACAUUUAAUCUUGGUCGCUUUUUCGUCACACCAAUAGCAUUUCGAAACACAGCCGUUCAAUAUCGAAAAACUAAGAAGGCACCAAUUUUUAUUGGACCGACAAUGAUUCAUUACCGAGAUGAUGCACAGUCGUAUCAGGAGCUAUUGGAUUAUGUGCGUCGUGAACUGGGCGAUUGUAGUACACUCGUGAUUGGGAGUGAUGGAGCAAAAGCAAUUAAAAAGGCAGUGGACAAUGUCUUUCCGGAUUCAACCCAUCUUUAUUGUACACGACAUGUGCGUCAAAACAUUGAACGGCAAUUGAUGAAAUGUCGUACGACAUUAGACGAACGUCGUGGUUUAUUGGAACUCAUAUUUGAUUCUUCUGAAUCUCUUAUUCAGUCAGAGACAGAAGAAGAAUUUCAAGACAGGUUGAACCAGUUAAGUGAAUAUUGGAGAACGAUCCAAAGACGUGAUCAAACUCGUUUUAAUGGUGGUGCAGAUUUUUAUCAAUGGUUCAAUCAGUAUCAAACGAAUAUAUUUCGUAAUCAUUUAAUAGCUGCGAUCCGUAUACCCAUCAAUUUCCUCGAUAGAAAUGGUUCUGCUCGUCUGUUUUACAACAAUGACAUUGAGUCUAUGAAUCAUAGUUUCAAGAAUCAAACGAAUUGGGAACUUCGCUCUUUAUCCGAAAUCAUCGAUAUUCUCGGACAACUUAUAACAAGCCAAAAAAAUGAAUCCAUCAGAGCUCUGUAUGAUUCUGGAGAGCUAGAACUAGUACCUCCUUAUUCCAGGUAGACAUUUGUAGUCAUUAUCAUAACUUAUUACUAGAAUAUUCAUAGGUUUGGUUGUGACUCACGUAUAUGGUCUGCUAAAAAAGUUGAAGAGCGCAACGAAAUUAUUGACAACUACUAUAACUAUACUUCUGCAGCUUCGAAACCGAGACGUAACUUCAACAUUCCACGAAACGCAGGAAGAAAGCCAGGCCGAUCAAAUGUUCGUGGAUCAUCAACAGUUACAAGAAAGAAGAAAUAAUUAUUAUAAGCUGCUUUUAUUAAUCUUAUAACUUUUAUUUCUAGCAUGACAUAAUCUAAUCUCUACUUCCAGUACCCAUACUCGCAUUUAUUCUCGCCAACAUUUCUAAUCAUUUUAUCAUAUAGCAAAAAGAUAAUCAAUGAGCAGGAAAAUAAUCAUCAUAAAUGUUUUAAAUAAAAUUGCUUUUAGAAUAACUUUUAGUCGAUAAUAAUGAUUAUUGAUAAAUAUCAAUGAUUAAUAUAAUAGAUGUAUAUAAGAUAUGGAGAUAUUUUUAUUGCAUCAAUUUGAUCAUGUUCAAUAUAUUAGAGUAUUUCACUCAUUUUUAGCUAUCUUUAAGGUAGAAUUAUAUAUAAAAGUGAUUUGAAUAUUAUGCAACAGUAUAUUAGAAAUAUCUUUAUAUUUUGUUUAUGUUGUGAAGUAUAAAAUAGCUACUACUCAGAUGUUGAUAAAAUUUUUAUUGAAAUUUAUUAUCUAUUUCAAGGUGUUUUUCAUCUUUUUUUUAGUGUUUUUGGAAUUAAAUACAUAAGAAAGUGUUUCGAAUUAUAUGUUUGAGAUUGAGUUAUAGUUCUCUCGUUCUAUUAGAACAUUCUAUUUGGGUCUAUUGGAUUGUUUUUAUAACCUAACUCAACAUUAACAAACGUUUUUAUUUUUAUUUUUUUGUUUUUAUGCAUUUCUACUUAUUUUAUGAGUUUUUAUCAUAUAGACAUCUAUUUUCAAGAUAAAUUUACUUGCAAAACUAUUUCAAUCAUAUAUCAAUCACUAGAUUACAUGGGUCUGUGGGUGUUAGUGAAAGUAAGUUGAGUGCUAUCGACUUGUUAUUACAGACCUUUUGGAUGUUAGUAGGUAUAAGUUGACACAUUUAGACUGGUCUAACAUGUUUCCAAUGAAAAGUUUCUCAUAAAAAUUUAUUCGGGGAUGGCACAUAUUCGGGUCAAAAUGUAGGUUAUGGAGUUCUGUGGGUGUUCGUAAGAGUAACUUGGGGUGUUUGUUUGGGAUAUAAGAGAGAUUCUGGGUGUUAGUGUUGAGGGGGGUCAUUUUUUAGUGUUUGUUGACGUUUUUUUUUCCUUAUGACUCGUACAAAGUGGGUGUUCGUGGGUGUUUGUGUACAUAACUUUCAGAGAUGUGGGUGUUCGUAAAGGUGACUUAUAGGCGAUUUUACAAAGUUGGGUGUUUGUGGUGUUCUCAUAAAUUACGAAUACCCGUUUUUAUCCAUUAGAAUUUCUUACUAUGCAUAAAAUGGAUAUUCCAAAAUGGUUUUCUGAUUAUAAUACUUUAAAAAAUCUUAUCCAGGUUUUAAUUGUUGUUCAUCACAAUCGAUUAGUUUUCAUUAUAUGACUAGAGAAUGGAUGAAUUUUAUUGAAUGGGCUCGAUAUUUACAUGACAAUGAAUAAAAAUAAAAAUUUUUUUUUGUUUAACAUAUUUAUUAGAUGAAUUUUUAUUUUAAGAAAUUAAUAUUUAAAAUAUAUUGCUCAAAAUUAUCAUUUAUUAAUCGAAUUAUAUUUUUUUUGUUUCGUACUCUGAAAAAAAUAAAGGAGGUUUGCAGAACCCUCCGAAAAGGUUCUGUAGAUUUCUAAAAGGCUCAAAAUGUGUCCAAAGUCUCAAAAAAAGGAUAAAAAAUUCGACAGAACCUUUUGAAGGUUCUGCGUUUUAUCCAAUCGCAGAAGCAUCUCUUACAGAACCUUUUUUUAGGUUCUGUACAGCAAAAAAGGUUCGGUAAGGAA